This is a messenger RNA of Trypanosoma conorhini, 306 nucleotides long. RefSeq lists its product as uncharacterized. The record is from RefSeq and is a predicted model, not a curated record. Lineage: Eukaryota; Euglenozoa; Kinetoplastea; Trypanosomatida; Trypanosomatidae. The transcript has a single exon. The coding region runs from base 1 to 306 and encodes 101 amino acids.
AUGCGUAGGCCAUCUGGGGUCACUUGGGUUCAACAGCGGAGCGUGGACGUGGAGGUGUCGUUGGGCAGCCCCGUGGGAUGCCCUACGGUCCUUUCUGCUUGCGUGCGUGGCGCUGUUUCUUACCAUCGAGGCACCCUCCUCCAUUUUGCUUUGGAUUCUAUUUUACUUCCCCCAUCACGUAGUGCGUAUCCUCUUUUUUACAUCGCGCAUGGCGGAGAGCUGUCAACCGCCCCCGUUUUACUGCGGCGCGAUCCGCACCCAGUCAUCGUCCAGCGCACGACGGGGAGUGCCUCGGCUAUUGCCUAA